Molecule: messenger RNA, 2104 nt
Organism: Aspergillus caelatus
Lineage: Eukaryota; Fungi; Ascomycota; Eurotiomycetes; Eurotiales; Aspergillaceae
Product: UbiD family decarboxylase
Exons: 1
Coding region: 358-1869 (503 amino acids)
Biological process (GO): cinnamic acid catabolic process; ferulate metabolic process
Cellular component (GO): cytoplasm
Molecular function (GO): carboxy-lyase activity
Source: RefSeq, a predicted model, not a curated record
AUUUGGUUCCUCACAAUAUUAUAUCACUGGUGGGUACAGAGAUAUGUCCUGGAAUGAUUUCCGAGCCUCCGAGUAGCUGCGAGCUUAAGAGCAUUGCCCUCCUCCGAGGCCCCGAACAUGCUUCGGCAAGAUUAAACAAGCAUUUGAGAAAAUUCCACGCUUCUAGAAGACGUACUAUCCACUGCCUAAUCUGGUAAUUUGCAGAUGCCGAAGAUCCGUACUGGUAGAUGUGUAGGUAUAUAAAUGAAGUCGAGGAAGCAUCAUAACAGUAGUCUCCACACUAACACCCACACGAUAAUAUCGAAUACCACAGUUUAACUUCAUAUUCCACGAUUAAACUCCGCAAUAAGUGCAAACAUGGCCGCUCCUAACGAAGUCGAUCAUUCCUUCCGCGCUUUCGUUGAAGCCCUCAAGGUCGACGAUGACCUGGUCGAGAUCAACACCGAGAUCGACUCUAACCUGGAAGCCGCCGCGAUCACUCGUCUUGUCUGCGAAACCGAUGACAAAGCCCCCCUCUUCAAUAACCUCAAGGGCAUGGGGAAGAAUGGCCUAUUCCGUAUCCUAGGCGCUCCCGGCUCUCUCAGAAAGUCCAAACGUGACCGCUACGGCCGUCUCGCCCGCCACCUGGCCCUGCCCCCUACUGCCAGCAUGAAGGAGAUCCUUGACAAGAUGCUCUCCGCGUCCCAGCUACCUCCCAUUGAUCCUAAGAUCGUCGAGACCGGUCCAGUGAAGGAGAAUUCCCUUGAAGGCGACGAAAUCGAUCUCACUGCACUCCCAGUGCCAAUGGUGCACAAGUCCGACGGCGGUAAAUACUUACAAACAUACGGCAUGCAUGUCGUGCAGUCUCCUGAUGGAAAAUGGACGAACUGGUCUAUCGCCCGUGCGAUGGUCAAGGACAAGAAUCACCUGACGGGUUUGGUUAUUGAGCCCCAGCAUAUUUGGCAAAUCCACCAAAUGUGGAAAAAGGAGGGCAAGGAUGUCCCAUGGGCGCUAUGCUUCGGAGUCCCUCCUGCCGCUAUUAUGGCCUCCUCGAUGCCGAUCCCGGAUGGUGUUACUGAGGCUGGGUAUGUUGGUGCCAUGACGGGUCGCGCGCUGGAGCUCGUCAAGUGCGACACCAACCACCUGCACGUCCCCGCCAACGCGGAGAUUGUCCUCGAGGGUACCCUCUCCAUCACUGAAACCGCCGAUGAGGGCCCCUUUGGUGAGAUGCACGGUUACGUCUUCCCCGGUGAUAGCCACAAGUGUCCCGUUUACAAGGUCAACAAGAUCACCUACCGGACCGAUGCCAUCCUUCCCAUGUCCGCCUGCGGUCGUCUCACUGACGAAACCCAUACUAUGAUUGGCUCCUUGGCCGCCGCCGAGAUUCGCAAAAUCUGCCAGCUGGCCGGUCUCCCCAUCACCGACACCUUUUCUCCCUUUGAGGCGCAGGUUACCUGGGUGGCUCUCAAAGUGGACACCGCCAAGCUUCGUCAAAUGAAGCUAACCCCCAAAGAGCUCCAAAAAAGGGUCGGGGAUGUGGUGUUUAACCAUAAGGCCGGGUACACCAUCCACCGCUUGGUCUUGGUUGGCGAAGAUAUUGAUCCGUACGAGUGGAAAGAUGUCAUGUGGGCUUUCGCGACACGGUGUCGGCCCAAUGCAGAUGAAAUGUUCUUUGAAGACGUCCGUGGUUUCCCUCUUAUCCCUUACAUGGGUCACGGCACAGGUUCGCCCACCAAGGGUGGUAAAGUUGUGUCUGACGCUCUGAUGCCCACGGAGUAUACCACAGGUGCUGAUUGGGAAGCUGCCGACUUUGAGCACUCCUAUCCAGAAGAGAUCAAGGCCAAGGUCAGGGCCAAGUGGGAGGCUUUGGGAUUCAGAAAACAGGAAUAAAUUAUGUGUACAUUAAAUUAUACAUUUGAACAGCAAAUUAGCUUAUUAGUAUGAUGAAUAAACGAUGAUAGUUUGUUUUCACAGAGAGCAACGCCAGAUGCGAUCGGGGUCUUUCCAUGCACGUGCUUUCGAGAACUAGAGGCGUCGCGUAACACGCUUGGUCUAGAACGUCAGAAGGAGAGCUGUGCUGACUAGCGCGAAGAGUUGAAUUGAGAGCUCGUGCAAACGUACCCGG